CGGCCGCGCGGCCACCCUCACUCCGCGCUCCGCGCCGGGCCGCGGCGGUCGAUGCCGUGCGGGCAGUCUGACAGCGGAGCCGCCCCGGCGCGGUACGUGCUGGGGGUGGACGUGGGCAGCACAGUGGUGAAGUGCCACGUCUACGACCGGGCGGCCGCCGUCAGGGGUUCCAGCCACAGGAAGGUAGAAUCACUUUAUCCUCGUCCUGGAUGGGUUGAAUUAGAUCCUGAAGUUCUGUGGAGUCAAUUUAUUGGUGUAAUAAAAGAGGCUGUACAAGCUGCAGGACUUCACAUGAGGCAAAUUGCUGGUCUUGGCAUCUCCACCCAGAGAGGAACUUUCAUUACAUGGCACAAGAAGACAGGGAAACCUUUUCAUAAUUUCAUAAGUUGGCAAGACUUAAGAAGUGCUGAACUUGUGAAUUCCUGGAAUAACUCCCUUCUGCUGAAGGUAAUCCAUGUUAUUUUUACAGUGCUUCAUUUCUUGACUGGGAAUGAUCGAUAUUUGGCACCCAGUUUUCUUACUUUUUCAACACAUCAAGCUUCUAUGAAGUUGUCAUGGGUUUUUAAAAACAUACAUGAGGCUGAAGAAGCUGCCAAAAAAAACAACUGCUGCUUUGGAACGGUUGACACGUGGUUACUGUAUAGAUUGACUAAAGGUUCUGUGUAUGCCACAGAUUACUCAAAUGCCAGUUCCACAGGCAUUUUUGAGCCCUUUACGAAAUGUUGGAAUCCCACUUUGUGCAAUCUACUUUCUAUUCCAGUGUCUAUUUAUCCACCAGUGAGAGACACAAGCUUCAACUUUGGAUCAACUGACUCUGAAAUAUUUGGCGUACCUAUUCCAAUAAUGGCAGUGGUAGCUGAUCAGCAGUCAGCUAUGUUUGGAGAAUGCUGCUUUCACCCAGGAGAUGUUAAACUGACAAUGGGAACAGGUGGCUUCUGGAAUGUCAAUACUGGAGAGCAUCUCUUUGCAGCACGGGGAAGUCUUUAUCCACUGAUCGGUUGGAAGAUUGGGGAAGAAGUUGUUUAUUUAACUGAAGGCUCCAUAUCAGACGUUGGCACUGCCAUAAAAUGGGCUCUGGAUAUAGAACUUUUCACCAAUGUAGAUGAAACAGCAGAAAUGGCACAGAGUACUGCUGAUUCUCAAGGUGUUUGUUUCAUUCCAGGUUUGCAGGUUUCUGGGGAUGACCCAUAUUUAUGUGCCUCUUUCAUGGGGCUGAAACCUUCCACUAACAGAAACCACCUUGUUCGAGCUAUAUUGGAAUCUGUAGCUUUCAGGAACAAACUGCUUUAUGAUAUCAUUGUGAAGAAAGUGCACAUUCCUCUUCGAACUAUUCGAGCUGAUGGAGGUGUCAGUAAUAAUAGUUUUGUCAUGCAGAUGACAUCAGAUUUAAUUAAUAAGAAAAUAGAAAAACCUGCAAAUGUGGAAAUGUCUAGUCUUGGUGCAGCUUUUCUAGCAGGCCUUGCUUCAGGAUUUUGGACAGACAGAAAACAACUAAAGAAGCUAAGGCGAAUAGAAGCAGUGUUUGAGCCCCAAAAGGAUUCAGAGGAAUACAGACCUGCUAUGGAUGCAUGGCUGCAAGCAAUGAAACACUCACCACACCGGUAGAAAUUUGUAUUUUAAUUUUAGAAGAAUUAAGACAAUAUUUUAUAACAUUUUGACAUUAACAGGACAGUAAAAAAAAACAUAACUGAAAUUUGUGAUGGUGUAUUAUAAGUCGUGUGGUAUUUCAGUUCCCCUCCUGCUGCUGGAUUAUUUACCAUACUGUAAUGAACCUUCCCAUCAUCCCUGUGGCAGCUGUGGUCCAGCUGCAGCAUUUGUGUCCCUUCAGUGACCUCCUUUGGGUGGCCCAGCUGCUCAAAUCCUACCAUGUACUGCCCAUGGGCUGUUCUAGCUGGGAUGGGUUUUUCACUGAGCAGCUCCCCUCCCUUUGGAUCUUUAAAAUCUUGCCUGUGUUCAUCAUCCAGGAAGGCUAAAAGGCACAUUGACUCCCCUAGGCAUUGCUAAGAAACAAAAUGAUUGUUGGGGCUGGGUUGUGAAGAAUUCAAUUGUGGACAAAGACAUUGUUUUGGUAGUAGCCUGUUACCACCUUUUGGUUGACACUAAGCGCUGUGAUCACAUUAUUUGUGCACUAGAUCAAGAUGAAAUACAAAAGCAAAUAGGCUUUUAACACUCCAUUUUAAAAAUCCAGGAUUUUUGUAGCUGGUACUUUGUAGCUAGCUUGUAGCUCAAUUUUAAAAAAUUUUAUAAAGACCAAAAGCAAUCUUCUCUGACUGGCCAGCACAGAUACAUUAAAACUAUUUCCAGGUAUGCUAUCUAACUUGUAAAUAUCUGUACUGUUAGUAUCUUCAAGGCCAUUUUUAAAUCCUAUUACUAUUAACUAAAAGGGAGUAAAAAGUCUAUUUUUGAAGCUAUAAAUUACUUUUGUAUUUUUAAACAAAUAAAGUAUAGCUAAAGAAAUGUGUAGUUAAUUAUUCUU
Camarhynchus parvulus is the source of this 2476-nucleotide messenger RNA. It is a transcript of the gene GK5, whose product is annotated as glycerol kinase 5. The record is from RefSeq and is a predicted model, not a curated record. Lineage: Eukaryota; Metazoa; Chordata; Aves; Passeriformes; Thraupidae. Gene Ontology annotation, molecular function: glycerol kinase activity. The coding region runs from base 52 to 1605 and encodes 517 amino acids. The transcript has 16 exons. Gene Ontology annotation, cellular component: mitochondrion. Gene Ontology annotation, biological process: triglyceride metabolic process; glycerol metabolic process; glycerol-3-phosphate biosynthetic process.